UUUUUUCCAAGCUCCUCGAGUUGAGGAUCGCACACUUGCGAAUUUACCCAAAACUUAUUUAUUUAUUGCUAAAGCUGUCGGUUCGUUGAUAAAAAUAUUUUUUGCAGCGAUGUCUGCUGCACUUAUGUCAUUUUUUAUACUACAGUUUAGUACUACGCUUAAGCAAAUUAGGAAUUAAUCGGUAUAGUAGGGGAAAGAAAUUAACUCAAUUUCAUGAUAAAUCAAGAGUAAGUAAAAAGAGUACGUAUAGCAUAAAUAAAGAUUUCCGCCAUAAAGAAUACACAACAUUUUUUAAAGUAAAAUCAUCGGAAGUGUAAAUCCUCGGAUGAUAACGUAGAGCUCUGAUUGGAAGACCGCUGCCAACACCCCAUACGUUCUAAUUGACUACUUACGUUACGUUCUAUGAGUUAUUCGGUGAAGCGUGAAAAUUUGUUUAUUUAAUCGAUAAGUUCGGCGAUGACAGCCACCACAAAUUAAGCAUUUAUUUUCGGAAAAUAGCAAUACAGGGAGGUUAAACAUCCUCUAAGCUGAUUCAUAAUAAAUAUAUAAGAUAAUAAGAAACGCGCAAAAUGAGCACCAAAUUUGUAUUUUUGGAGUCCAUUGAUAUACUGGGCACAAUACCUCAAUACCACACAGUUCUCAUAACAUUUAUAGCAUUUGUACUUUGGCUAACUUUUGCUAAAAGAAGAUACCUGUCUGAGAGCAAUUCUAACAACGAUGAACUAGAAAGGAAGCUGGAGCAGUGGAGACCGGAGCCACUGAUACCGGAGACCCAAAAAGAUCAUCCUUCUUUAAAUCCUAGAAAAAUCACUUCGCGAGUGGGUAAGAGAAUAAUUGUCGAUGGCAAGGAUUGCUUGAAUCUGGCUACGCACAAUUACUUGAGCUUGACAGAAAAUGCUGAGAUUGAGAAGAAAGCCAUUGAAACCGUGGAAAAGUAUGGAGUUGGUUCCUGUGGUCCUCGUGGAUUUUAUGGAACAGUGGAUGUACACUUGGAGUUAGAAGAACGCUUAGCACAAUUCAUGCAAAUGGAAGAGGCUGUUGUUUAUUCUUAUGGAUUCAGCACAAUUGCAUCUGCUAUUCCAGCCUAUUGCAAAAGGAAGGACAUGGUGUUUGUUGAUGAAAAAGUCAAUUUCUCUAUACAGAAGGGACUUGAUGCCUCUAGAUCAAAUAUUAAGUAUUUCAAGCACAAUGACGUGGAAGAUCUUGAGAGAAUACUAAAAGCUCAGUCAGGCUUAAACAAGAAAAAUACUAAAAAUAUAGAGACCACUAGAAAAUUCUUGAUUGUGGAAGGUAUUUACAUGAAUACUGGAACCUUGUGUCCUCUACCUCAAUUGGUGGCCCUGUGCAGAAAGUAUAAACUGCGAAUUUUCGUCGAUGAGUCUAUAUCAUUUGGAACACUUGGAGCUACUGGCAGAGGAGUUACUGAACAUUUCAAUGUUCCUAGACAUGAAAUUGACAUGAUCAUGGGAUCUCUGGAAUGGGCCAUUGGUUCCAUUGGUGGCUUUUGUGUUGGGUCAUCAUUUAUCAUUGAACAUCAAAGGCUAUCAGGACUUGGAUACUGCUUUUCUGCUUCUCUACCACCACUUUUGACAUCAGCUGCUAUUACUUCUUUAGACAUCAUGGAAAACAAUCCAGAAAUUUUUGCUACGCUCAAGCAAAAAUGUCAGGCUUUUGACAAUGGUGUUAAAAAAAUUAAUAGCCUUGAAUGCAUAAGCUUUGUUGACUCACCAGUCAAACAUUUAUAUUUGAAGGAAAAGCUUGAUUAUGAUAAGGAAAAAAAACUAAUCAAAGAAAUAUCUGACAAGUGUUUUGAAAAUAAUUUAUCCAUUAUAGUUCCAGCAUAUUUACAUGCUGAAAGAGAUUACCCCAGGCCUAGCUUGAGAAUAUGUAUUUGUACUGCUUUGAAUCAAAGCGAUAUUGAGUUUGCAUUGCAAACUUUACAACAAUGCACCAAGGAAGUUUUAUCCGCAUAGAUUUAAUUAUAAUUAAACGCUACAAAUAAAACUUUUUAACUGCAAAUUAAAUAAUAUUAAAUAUAAUAAAAGUUAUACUAAUACAUACGUUGAAAUGGUCACAAACAAUUGUAAAUGUAAAUAAAAUUUAUUUAUUUCUUUUCUUUACACAAA
Messenger RNA from Nasonia vitripennis (jewel wasp), 2126 nucleotides. It is a transcript of the gene Spt-I, whose product is annotated as serine palmitoyltransferase 1. The record is from RefSeq and is a predicted model, not a curated record. Gene Ontology annotation, molecular function: pyridoxal phosphate binding; serine C-palmitoyltransferase activity. The transcript is spliced from 3 exons. Gene Ontology annotation, cellular component: endoplasmic reticulum. The coding region runs from base 570 to 1973 and encodes 467 amino acids. Lineage: Eukaryota; Metazoa; Arthropoda; Insecta; Hymenoptera; Pteromalidae. Gene Ontology annotation, biological process: ceramide biosynthetic process; sphingosine biosynthetic process.